AUGAUGAUGGCCAACGGGGUGAUAACAAAUAACUAUGAUGGGGUGUACGGGGAUGGGUACAUGGAACAGGAAGAGGAGUGGGAGCGUGAGGGUUUACUUGACCCGGCAUGGGAGAAACAACAGAAAAAGACGUUCACAGCAUGGUGCAACAGUCACUUAAGGAAAGCCGGCACGGGCAUCGAAAAUAUCGACGAGGACUUCAGGAAUGGGCUCAAGCUCAUGUUGCUCUUGGAGGUGAUCUCAGGGGAAACCCUGCCCAAGCCAGAUCGCGGCAAGAUGCGCUUCCACAAGAUCGCCAACGUCAACAAAGCCUUAGACUUCAUCGCGUCUAAAGGCGUAAAACUGGUGUCGAUUGGUGCCGAGGAAAUAGUUGACGGCAACCUUAAGAUGACGCUGGGUAUGAUCUGGACAAUCAUCCUCAGGUUCGCGAUCCAGGACAUCUCCGUUGAAGAAAUGACCGCAAAGGAAGGUCUACUCCUCUGGUGCCAGCGCAAGACGGCGCCCUACAAGAACGUCAACGUGCAGAACUUCCACUUGUCCUUCAAGGACGGCCUGGCCUUCUGCGCCCUCAUCCACAGGCACAGGCCCGACCUCAUCGACUACAGCAAACUGUCCAAAGACAACCCCAUGGAGAACCUGAACACGGCUUUCGACGUCGCCGAAAAGUACCUCGACAUCCCGCGCAUGUUGGACCCCGACGACCUCAUAAACACGCCAAAGCCGGACGAACGCGCCAUUAUGACCUAUGUGUCAUGUUACUACCACGCGUUCCAAGGCGCACAACAGAACACGGCGAUGCCGGACGAGCGCGCCGUCAUGACGUACGUCUCCUCGUACUACCAUUGCUUCUCGGGUGCGCAGAAGGCUGAAACGGCCGCGAACCGCAUCUGCAAGGUCCUCAAAGUCAACCAGGAGAACGAACGCCUCAUGGAAGAGUACGAACGUCUCGCCAGCGAUCUGCUGGAGUGGAUCCGUCGAACCAUGCCCUGGCUGAACAGCCGCCAGACUGACAACUCGCUUGCCGGUUGCCAGAAGAAGCUGGAAGACUACCGUACUUACAGGCGUAAGCACAAACCGCCACGUGUCGAGCAGAAAGCCAAGCUGGAGACCAAUUUCAACACACUCCAGACCAAGCUGCGUCUCAGCAACCGACCCGCCUAUAUGCCCACUGAGGGCAAGAUGGUCUCUGACAUCGCGCAAGCGUGGAAGGGUCUGGAGAUCGCCGAGAAGGCGUUCGAGGAGUGGCUGCUCAGCGAGAUGAUGCGCCUCGAGCGUCUCGAGUACCUCGCGCAGAAGUUCAAGCACAAGGCCGACAUCCACGAGGACUGGACCAGGGGCAAGGAGGAGAUGCUGCAGUCGCAGGACUUCCGCCAGUGCAAGCUAUACGAUAUCAAGGCGCUGAAGAAGAAGCACGAGGCGUUCGAGUCCGACCUCGCCGCGCACCAGGACCGCGUCGAGCAGAUCGCCGCCAUCGCGCAGGAGCUCAACACGCUGGAGUACCACGAGGUGGGCGCGGUGAACGCCCGCUGCCAGCGCAUCUGCUCGCAGUGGGACCGGCUGGGCGCGCUCACACAGCGGCGCCGCCUCGCGCUCGACGACGCCGAGCGGGUGCUCGAGCAGAUCGACCUGCUGCACCUCGAGUUCGCCAAGCGCGCCGCGCCCUUCAACAACUGGUUGGACGGCACCCGCGAGGAUUUGGUGGAUAUGUUCAUCGUGCAUACGAUUGAGGAGAUCUCGGGGCUGAUGGACGCCCACGCCCGCUUCAAGGCCACGCUCGGUGAAGCCGACAAGGAGUACCAGGCGAUAGUCAACCUUGUGCACCAAGUUGAAUCCAUCGUGAAGCAGCACCAGAUCCCUGGAGGCUUGGAGAACCCCUACACUACACUCACCGCUCACGAGCUGAACCGCAAGUGGUCGGACGUGCGGCAGCUGGUGCCGCAGCGCGACUCCACGCUCGCCGCCGAACUGCGCAAGCAGCAGAACAACGAGACGCUCCGCCGCCAGUUCGCCGAGAAGGCCAACGCCGUCGGCCCGUGGAUCGAGCGCCAGAUGGACGCGGUCACCGCCAUCGGCAUGGGCCUGCAGGGCUCGUUAGAAGAUCAGUUGCGCCGUCUCAAGGAGUACGAGGCGGGCGUAUAUGCUUACAAGCCGCACAUCGAAGAGCUCGAACGCAUCCACCAAGCUGUGCAAGAGGGCAUGAUCUUCGAGAACAGAUACUCGCAAUACACGAUGGAGACCCUCCGCGUCGGCUGGGAGCAGCUGCUGACCUCCAUCAACCGCACCAUCAACGAGGUGGAGAACCAGAUCCUCACGCGCGACUCCAAGGGCAUCACCCACGAGCAGCUCAACGAGUUCCGCGCCUCCUUCAACCACUUCGACAAGAACCGGACCGGGCGCCUUGCUCCCGAAGAGCUGAAAUCGUGCCUUGUGUCUCUCGGCUACAGCAUCGGAAAGGACAGGCAAGGAGAACUCGACUUCCAGCGCAUCCUCGCCGUGGUAGACCCGAACAACACUGGUUACGUGUCAUUCGACGCAUUCUUGGACUUUAUGACACGGGAAUCCACCGACACUGACACUGCUGAACAGGUCAUUGACAGCUUCAGGAUCUUAGCCGGCGACAAGCCGUACAUAACCGCGGAGGAGCUGCGCCGCGAGCUGCCACCCGACCAGGCAGAGUACUGCGUGGCCCGCAUGCCGCCAUACCGCGGCUCCGGCGCACCGCCCGGUGCCCUCGACUACAUGGCCUUCUCCACCGCGCUCUACGGCGAAACCGACCUC
Iphiclides podalirius (scarce swallowtail) is the source of this 2778-nucleotide messenger RNA. The record is from the annotation of a GenBank genome assembly. NCBI's taxonomy places the organism in Eukaryota, Metazoa, Arthropoda, Insecta, Lepidoptera, Papilionidae.